This is a messenger RNA of Penicilliopsis zonata CBS 506.65, 580 nucleotides long. RefSeq lists its product as hypothetical. The coding region runs from base 252 to 506 and encodes 84 amino acids. The transcript is spliced from 3 exons. NCBI's taxonomy places the organism in Eukaryota, Fungi, Ascomycota, Eurotiomycetes, Eurotiales, Aspergillaceae. The record is from RefSeq and is a predicted model, not a curated record.
CAAAUGUUGCAGGCUCUGCAGGCAGUGAUAGUAUACGGCAUGUUAUGCGCGCAGUGCGCCGAGUCCGUACCUGAUGAUUCGACGUGGAUGGUUGACACGAUUGAAACGUCGACAGCCUUUCCCUCUCGCGCAGCCAAUGGGUCUUUAUUGAAAGCCUACGGAGGAUCGGCUGUCUUCUCUAUCUGUUCGACCUCCUCUUCAUAACAGACACCCAGACACCCUCCACCGGCGACUGCCCCGAGUUCUUCGACAUGCCGCUCCCUUGUCCUCGUGAAUUAUGGGAGCCUGUUUCCAACACAGAAUGGGAGAAGCGAUAUCAUGAACACAUCGAACAGAGAAAGGGUAAACAGGGGUUAACCUUGAGGAUACUGGUCUUACUUCAACAGUCCCCUAUACAUGAUGAUAUCACUGCCCUGGAUGCUGAACUCUCUAGAUGGUGUAAAGGGGUAGAUGAUCUCUCAAUGCUGCUGUGGAUGGGUCUGGGUAUUAAAUGUGAGGGAAUUUAAUGUAUGAGCCUACUAAAAUACUUUAAAGAUAAUAUUUAGACAUGAAGAUAGACAUCCAACUAUGAAUUAUAUAU